Pangasianodon hypophthalmus (striped catfish) is the source of this 3146-nucleotide messenger RNA. Its product is annotated as zinc finger protein 862. The transcript is spliced from 5 exons. The coding region runs from base 914 to 2065 and encodes 383 amino acids. NCBI's taxonomy places the organism in Eukaryota, Metazoa, Chordata, Actinopteri, Siluriformes, Pangasiidae. The record is from RefSeq and is a predicted model, not a curated record.
AGAAAAAAAUUAAGUAAAUAAAUACAAAAAUAUUAAAGUGCUCAUCACCCUUUGAUGUUAUUUACACUUUGGCCUUUCUAUUAUUUUGGUGGAGGUUAAUCUUGGUUCCAGAACUUUAGUGGCUCAUCUAUGUAUUUCUUUGCAAAUUCCAAUCUAGCCAUCCGAUUCUUACUACUGAUGAGAGGUUUGAAUCUCGUGGUAUGGUAUUCAGGGUUUGAAAUCAUCAAAUCACUAGCCAAUCUGGCGGGUUAUAAAUAAUGUGCACUCGUUAAUUUCCUGGUAAAGCUCAUGUAAGCCAAAUCUGCGCAGUUUUAGCGCAAAUACGCAACUCGUGAGCCAUAAUGGUAUACUAAAUACAACAUUAUUGCGCAGAAUGUGCGCAUAUCUGGCUUACUUGAACACACCCGUCAACAAAUGCAACAAAUUACGGCGCGCUAGACUCGAUACAACUCUGGACUCGAAAAUAAUGUAAUAAUUUGGCGAUAUUUAGCUGGGGUUACUAACCGCAGCGUAAAAAGGAAAGUCGCCCCAAACAAGAAAGGAGACCAAGAAAAGAAAAGCAGAAGUUUUAAUACCAAGUGGCAAACUGGGCACGAAUGGCUCGUCUGUGACUCCACAAAUCAGAUAAUGUACUGUGAGGUACAACUUCAAACUUCUCUUUCGAAACGCUCAUGCUGUGGCGAAAAAAGACCGUGGUUUCAGGAAGCGCGGCUGGAUUAACCGCAGGGAAAAAAGGGAGACCCUUCUCGGAUUUCACAUGGAUGUGUGAUUUAGACUUGACAGUCAGAAAGGUUUAGAUGUAGGGAAAACAUACAGGAAUGUCAAUCAAGCAAAGCUAUUCAAGCACUGCAUAGCGGAGGAAGAGAGAAGAAAGAUAAGGGAGAGUGUGUCCACUGCGAAAUUCAUCUCUGUGAUGACAAAUGGAUCUGUAGACUCUUCAGUUACAGAAGAGGAGAUGGUGUACGUAAGGACCGCAAAGGCUGGGCAGGUCAGAGUUUAUUUUGCUGGUGUUCAGGCAGUCUCUAGGCCAGACGCCAGCCACAUUGCUGAGGCAGUGAGUAGCAUUAUGGACAGCAUAUCAGGCAAUAGCACUCGGUGGAAGAGAAAACUUGUAGCCAUAACCACAGAUGGAGCUGCGGUGAUGACUGGUGAGAAGAACGGUGUGGUCACAAGAAUCCGGGGAGACAGGUCUUAUGUGUUGGGCAUCCAUUGCAUGGCCCAUAGGCCUGAGCUAGCUUACGCUGAUGCAGUGAAACAAAGUCUGAUGGCUAGGAAGGUUGAAGACCUAAUGACUGGUCUUUAUACUUUGUACCACAAGAGCUCAGUAAACAGAGAUAGUCUCAAGGCAAGCUUUGAGGAGCUCAACAUGAAGCCCUUGAUUCCAACCAGAAUUGGUGGAACCCGGUGGGUGGCACACAUCCUCAGGGCUUUAGACCAUUUCCUGAGAGGCUAUGCAGGAAUUACACAUCAGUUGGAAAAGACAAUGCAGACUGAUGUCAAACUUAAGGCCAAGGCCAAAGGAUUCCUUAAUAUCAUCAAUGAUGGUACACUUGUAAAGUUCUCCUGCCUCCUGUAUGACAUUUUGACACACCUCAGCAACCUGUCAGUCACCCUGCAGAAGUCAUUAGUGACUUUGGCUGAGGCUCAAAGCUGCCUCUCUUCCACUCAGGCAGUUUUAAAGAAGUAUAAGUCAAGACUGGGGCCUAAGUUGAGGUCAGUGCUGGAAGCUGAUACAUAUGAGAACGUCCACCUGAAGCCUCCUAAUGCUGAACAGCUGGAUAUGGCCAAGAAACAGGUUAUAGAUUCUCUGUGCCAGUGCCUCACUAAAAGACUUGGGGAUGUAAGCAGUGUUGUCCUGAAGGCUAUGCGACUGAUCAGUUUCCAAUGCUGGCCAGAUGCAGACAUGAGUACAGACUUUGGAGACACUGACGUGGAAGAGCUCACACAUCAUUUCAAGCCUCUUCUCAUGUCAGCUGGAGUGGAUGUUGACUUGAUCCCGGAUCAAUGGACUGUACUAAAGUCACGACUGUACCAGCAAAUGGGGCCCUUAGAGAAGAUAACCUGACCUGCUGUGAACAGGAUGCUGGGCCACGAGUGUCCUGAUAUUCUUCAACUUUUUGACCUCAUACUUGCCAUCCCAUCAUCUUCUGCUGACUGUGAACAAGGUUUUAGUUUAAUGAAGUUGGUGGCCUGCAAGACUGAAGGUUGAGACGCUCUGUGACCUUCUUACUGUCCAGCUAAACUCUCCUGAUAUCAUGCACUUUGAUCCCAACAAUGCCAUUGAUAUAUGGCAUGCAGAGAGUUUACGCUCCCGCAGACCAGAGUUCACAUGCAAAGACCGAGCUGAAAAACAGCACUUCCUUAGUGACACAGUGGACUCUGAGGAUGAGAGCUCUGAGGACCUCUGAGCAUUUGUUUAAGCGAAAUUCAGAUUUUAUAAUAAAUAAUAAUAAAAUAUGUAAUAAAUGUUUAUAAAUAAAGAUGUGACAUGGUUAAUCUGGUUAUGGACAUCUGAGCAUUUGCUUAAGUGAAAUUCAGAUUUUAUAAUAAAUAAUAAUAAAAUAUAUAAUAAUUUUUUUUUUUUUGUAAUUCAAGUUUUUAUUGCUUUCAUCCGGUACAUGACAGUAUCAUACAAAACACAAAAUACAGAUAAUACUGCAUGUAAGGCCAGAAUAUAUACAGUGAGAUUAACAGAGAUAGACAGAAUACUAAAUAAGGAGAGAAAAAAAAAGAUAUAAAUAAAUAAAUUUUUUUUUAAAAAAAUUAAUAAAUGUAAAUAAAUUAAUAAAUAAAUAAUAAUAAUAGUAAUGACAAGUCAAAAUUAUUGCGUCACAUGGAAAGACAGUGUCACAAAAGACCAAAAGUCUUCCCAAACCGGAAUACCCACAGGGACCUCUGCUUUGUUCGUACGAAGCUGUCUUAGUCAUUAUGUUGACCCAUUCUUUUAGUUCUGGGGUUUUGGGAGUUUCCCAGUGUUUCAAGAUGACUCUAGCCGUCACAGAGACCCCCACCAUGAUCACUGCGAACUCUCCCUUUGUAAUAUUUGGCAUCUGCUCCCUGUCUCCCAGUAGACAUAACCUUGGUGAUACUGGUAUUGUUGUUCCAAGCAAUUUGCUUAAGAUAUUUAAAGUUUGGUGCCAUAAAGG